Messenger RNA from Astyanax mexicanus (Mexican tetra), 2998 nucleotides. It is a transcript of the gene oprd1b, whose product is annotated as opioid receptor, delta 1b. Gene Ontology annotation, cellular component: membrane; neuron projection. Gene Ontology annotation, biological process: G protein-coupled opioid receptor signaling pathway; neuropeptide signaling pathway. Lineage: Eukaryota; Metazoa; Chordata; Actinopteri; Characiformes; Acestrorhamphidae. The coding region runs from base 65 to 1186 and encodes 373 amino acids. The record is from RefSeq and is a predicted model, not a curated record. The transcript is spliced from 3 exons. Gene Ontology annotation, molecular function: neuropeptide binding; G protein-coupled enkephalin receptor activity.
CUCUCUCUCUCUCUCUCUCUGAAGAACAGCUGAAUCCUGAGUGUUAAAUCAGUUGUGGGGCAGUAUGGAGUUUCCCGCGGUCACUGUAAGCGAUGCUGGGGAUCUGUACUCAGCGAUGCUCUACAAUAACAGCAGCAGGCUGGAGGAAUCUGCGGGGCUGGAGUCGAACAGGAGCGGAGAUCAGAGCGCUCUGAGCGGAUCCACAGUGCUGAUCAUCUCCAUCUCCAUCACCGCGCUCUACUCAGCCAUCUGCGCGCUCGGGCUGCUCGGAAACCUGCUGGUCAUGUACGGAGUGGUCAGGUACACAAAGAUGAAGACUGCAACCAACAUCUACAUCUUUAAUCUGGCUCUGGCAGAUGCUUUGGCCACCAGCACACUUCCGUUCCAGAGUGCCAAGUAUCUGAUGAGCACCUGGCCGUUUGGGGAGCUGUUGUGUAAAGUAGUCAUUGCUAUUGACUACUACAACAUGUUCACCAGCAUCUUCACACUGACGAUGAUGAGUGUGGACCGCUACAUUGCCGUGUGUCACCCAGUGAAGGCUCUGGAGUUCCGGACACCUGUCAAAGCGAAGAUCAUCAAUGUGUUCAUCUGGAUUCUGUCAUCUGCCAUUGGAAUUCCUAUCAUGGUUAUUGCAGUGACCAGAGUGAAUGACAAAGGUAAAACUGUCUGCAUGCUGAAAUUUCCAGAUCCAGACUGGUAUUACGACACCGUGACGAAAAUCUGUGUAUUCAUCUUUGCUUUUGUGGUGCCGGUUUUGGUCAUCACGAUCUGCUAUGGGUUGAUGAUCCUGCGCCUGAAAAGCGUGCGUCUGCUCUCUGGAUCCAAAGAGAAGGACAGGAACAUGCGCCGCAUCACUCGCAUGGUACUGGUGGUGGUGGCAGCCUUCAUCAUCUGCUGGACACCCAUCCAUAUCUUCAUUAUCGUUAAGACCUUGGUGGAGAUCGACCAGAAGAACCCACUUGUGAUCAUCAGCUGGCAUUUCUGUAUUGCUCUGGGCUACAUGAACAGCAGUCUGAACCCGGUGCUGUACGCAUUCCUGGAUGAGAACUUCAAGAGAUGCUUCAGGGAGUUUUGUCUGCCCUUUCGCUCCUGCAUGGAGCAGAAUAGCUUCUCUCGAGCUCGAAAUACAACCCAGGAACCCAUUUCAGUAUGCGGCCAGUCAGAGUCGCUCAAGAGGCCGAGAUGACUAGACCUGGACAAGGUGCCGGCUAGAGCACCAAAGAGGACCCAGCAGGACCUGCAGUCUGACGGCACUCAGAUCACUACCACAGAGUUCUGAGUCUGUUUGGGUAGAACUAAAGUUACAGGUGGUUUUCAUUGGCUGGAACAUUGAAACAUGGUUUUUGCUUUUUUUUUGUAAACUGUACAGUACAUUUAAUUGUAAGAAAUGUAAGAUCAUUGCCUUGUCCUGCUGUUAAGAUGAAAUGGACUUCAAUUGUACAGCAGAGUUAAUAUAACCUUCAGUAAAUUGCAGAAAAAUGCCAAAAUGACAAAGAUCAUCUCCCUGUACCUCUAUAUAUGAAAUAUUUGGAAUUUAAUAAAUUGCAACACAAACUGAAUUUGACAGUCUAUUUUUUUGACAUUUGCCUCAAAUAAUAAUGGCUGCUUGCCAGGCUUCUAUUGAUUGUAAAUAAUAUGUUCUUAAUGACUUGUAAUUUAAAAAAAUGAAAUAUAAAACAAACUAAACUACUUAUGGAGAGGAUGAUAUUAAAUGUACAGCAAAAUGUUGUUUGUUACAUGUUAUAUCACUAAACUAAAAUGAUACAUUAAAAAUAAUCUGUUCCCAAAAUAAAAUUAAGUUAUUUUUAUAUGUUUGGAAAUUUAGACAAAGUAAAAAAUAUGUUUUCUAUUUUCCUUUAAAGAUACAAUGUUUCCUCACUCACACAUAAAUAGAAUUUACACAAACGUAUGUAAAAAGGCACUACAUACAACUAUGUUCUGCUUAAAUAUGCUGCUAUAUAACUAAUACACAUAUUGCACAUAUGAAUCGUCAUCAGCUUGUAGUAUAGCUUCUUGUUUUCAUAUUUUCUUCAUUUCCUUUUUAUCAGCACCAUGAUCUCCAACAAAGAAUUACUAGGUAGAACCGCAAGAAUAACAGUAGUGAAAGAAAGUCUACAUGAUAGUUUUGUAGAUUGUCUUAUUUCAUGAAAAGAAAGAAAAUUCCUGAAAUCUGCUGGUACACCAAUUACAGAAUAAACAGCUGACCUGAAUGCAAUGAUGCAUAUUAAGAUAAUGACCUCUCAUAGCUGCUCAGAGCUCAGAUUACAAAUUACACAUGACAUAUGCCAUAUGCUUCUUCAGUAAUUUCAUUAUUUUUAAGCAGCAUUUUUGGUGAUGCUCAUCUUUCAGAGUGUAAUGCAGAGAUUAUUACACACCAGUCGUCACCAGGUCAUGUGAGGUGGAGGUGCUAACACUCAAUCUAGUACUGGUGAUGCUUCAACUCAUUCAUACAUUUUAUUUGUAGAGCUUUUAUCAUCAGGCAAUGUCACAAUGCACCUUACAGCAAACUUUUAAGCAAGCCUAUAGUGAAAGCAGAAAGAAAAAACACAAGUCUAGUAGCUAAAAACACAUUAAGCAAACAGUAGAAUAGCUUAUUUUGCCAUUAUUAUUAUUAACUUAAUCAAAAAUAUAAGCUUUACAUAGCUAACAACAGAUCACUUACAUACUUUGUGAAGAAUAUUUGCUACGCCAAUAAGAGGUUGUAUGUAUAUAUUCAUUUGCAUACGUAAAUGACAGUGUACUGAUGAUUGCUCAACUUCAAAAAGUAUCUACAAUAAAACUAAAAAUUACUUUUUCCUAUUUUGUCUGCAUGAAUUUGACCUGAAAUGUGACUAUGUCUUAUUCACAGGUUUUAUUUAUGUUACUGGCAACAGUAACUUUAAGCAUCUGUUCUUACUCUGUAGUCCUGUUAAAUCUUUUUUUUCUAAAGUGUUAAGUUAUCUAUUUAAUUACUAUCAUAGCAAACUUCAAUAAACCAGUUUGAUAUUUAAUUUGAGGA